CCUAUUGUAGCAUACAAACAUUUCCCCACUUAUGACUUUCUGUAAAUAAAUAUCAAUUAAGUUUAAAAGUAGAAGGAAAAGGAGAAAGAGAAGAAGGAGGAGAGGAGAAGAAGAGAGAAAGAAAUCAAAACAGUUAGCUUGAUGAUUCUGCACACACGCACGAGAGAGAGAACAGUCAGUGGUGCUGAAUGUGUGGCCCUAGAAACAGGAACAUCAGCAUUAUCUAAGAACUUGUUCAAAAUGCAAAAUCUUGGCCCCAUUAUUGACCAACUGAGUGAAAAAGUCUGGGGCCUCGGGGACACACUAAUCUAUCUUUUCACAUGAUCUCCAGGGGAUUCUUUUAAGGGUAAGAAUCACUGGUCUAACAAUUGGGUUUGUCUAACACUCCCAGAGUCCAUUUCUUUGGAAGAGACUCUCAUCCUUUUAGACAGUGGCCUGAAAAUCCUACAUCCUGAAAAUUUCUAAAAUUUUCAAUGUCCUUGGUACUUUUGGCCCCCAAGGAAGACCUCUGAGAGAGUAAGUGUUUUUGAGACAUUUAGAAACUUUUUAACAACUCCCAUUGUUCCCUUGCCUCCAGCGGGAAUCGGGCAAGAAUCAGCCCAGCUCUGCUUCCUGAGCGGAGCCCAGUCCAAUAGCAUCUCCCUGAGGAUAUGCCCUCUUUCCCUAGGGUCACCCCCGCUGUCACACGUGAUGUGUGGGCAGUGACCAGGGAGCUGACGCUGCAGGAAAAGGCUCUCCAAGACAAUGUAAGACCUGAGGACUUUCUCCGGUUCUGGACUGAAGGAAGAUAUGGAAACUGAGACCCAGAGAGAUGAAGUAGCUUAAUCAAGGUCAAAUCUCAAGGAGGCAGAAGCCCUGAAAUUUUACUGAUGUUCUGUUGGACUCCACCUAUCUCUCUACCAUUGUAUCACAUGGAAUCUUUGAAAGGCAGGUUGCAUAUGUCUCUGGAUGGCUUUAAAGAUAUGUCACGAAUGCAUAUGACAGCACCAACUUGUAAACUCUCCACAGACAAGCCAAUUUCAUCAGCACCUAGUGAUAUGGUCUACACAUGAGGCUCCAGCAUCUGGAGCUGGACAACUCUGAGCCCUGAGCACUAAAAGUGACUUCAUGCAUGUAUACCUGUGGUUCAUUUUCUCUAGGUGUAUGGAUGAGACGCCAUGGAACCAGGGAAUCUCACGUGGGUAUCAGAAUUUGUCUUCCUGGGGUUCUCACAGACUCGAGAGCUCCAGCUUUUCCUGUUUCUGGUAUUCCUGAUUGUCUACACCACCACUGUCAUAGGAAACCUCCUCAUCAUGGUCACAGUGACCUCAGACACACGGCUCCACACACCCAUGUACUUUCUGCUCCGAAAUCUGGCUGUCUUAGACCUCUGUUUCUCCUCUGUCACUGCCCCAAAGAUGCUGGUGGACUUCCUCUCUGAGAAGAAGACCAUCUCCUACCAGGGCUGCAUGGCCCAGAUCUUCUUCUUCCACUUUCUGGGAGGCGCCAUGGUCUUUUUCCUCUCAGUCAUGGCCUAUGACCGCCUUGUUGCCAUCUCCCGACCCCUCCACUAUGUGACCAUCAUGAACACACAGCUCUGUGUGGCACUAGUGGUGACAGCCUGGAUGGUAGGUUUCGUCCAUUCCAUUGCCCAACUGGCUCUGAUGCUUCCAUUGCCUUUCUGUGGCCCCAACGUCCUGGAUAACUUCUACUGUGAUGUCCCACAAGUGCUGAGACUCGCCUGCACUGACACCACCCUCCUGGAGUUCCUCAUGAUCUCCAACAGUGGGCUGCUGGAUGUCAUCUGGUUCUUUCUCCUCCUGACCUCCUACUCAGUCAUCCUGGUGAUGCUGAGGUCCCACUCUGGGCAGGCGAGGAGGAAGGCAGCUUCCACUUGCACCACCCACAUUGUCGUGGUGUCUAUGGUUUUCAUACCAAGCAUUUACCUCUAUGCCCGGCCCUUCACCCCCUUCUCCAUGGACAAGGCUGUGUCCAUCAGCCACACGGUCAUGACCCCCAUGCUCAACCCCAUGAUCUACACCCUGAGGAACCAGGAGGUGCAGGCAGCAGUGAAGAGACUAGGGAGGCGCCGGCUGGUUUGUAAAAGGGAGUGACAAUGAGUGGGUCACUUCUCUUUGGCUUUGUUUUCCAUUUGUAAAAUGGAGGGAAAGCUACUGUGUCUGCUGGCUAUCUUCAUAGCGUGUGCAUAUGUUGUGGAGGUCAUCAUAGAAGUGAGUGAGUUUUGAAACUAAGCAACUGACUCAGAUUUUUGGGAAAAAGGGAAAAGUCCCCUUUGGUGGCUAAGGUUUGUGCCAGGUGUCUAAAACCCCUGCUCACUGAGAAGUGUUCUCAUGACUCUGGAAAGCUACACCCUUCUUUCCCCCUUCUUGGGGGAAUCGUUUCCUCUUGUGAUGAGGGCAUUUCCCCCAGCGAAGGCACUUCUAGUUUAUGUGUUUUGACUUCUCUUCCCAGCACCCCUUUUGACCUGUGUCCAGAGUGUUAGAGAAAGCACAGACCUUGAAGACAUAGCCUUAGCUUGGGAGCCCUGGACCCAUAUGUUACCAGACUGCUGACCUUGGAUAAGCUACCUGGCCUCUCUUGAACUCAUGGAUUCCUCCUCACCAAACUGGCAUAAAGCAAUAUCUGUCCCAAUAAUCUCACAGAUUUGUUAUAAGAUCCAAAACGUGUAUAAGAAUAUUUUAUCAACCUUACAUAGAACCUAUGUGAGGGUUAUUGUCAUUGUUAUGAUUAUUCCUGACAUGUAUUUUUUCAUGGGUUGAGCGGUGUUUUGGAAGUGUUUGGUGGCAAUUCCUCAGUGCGGUGAGGGAGGCAUGGAGAGGGUGGGAGCUGAACUUCAGAGGGCCAUGCAGCAUGCCCAUGAAUGAAACAGAGAACAGAGAGUGAGCACAAAUUCAGGGGCAUAUCUUCAAGGCAAUAUUCUUAUUUUUAUUUGUGAUGGAUGAUUUGAACUCUUCUAUGACAGUAAGAUAUAUUCUCAUAGGAACAUUCUGGAAAGCCACACUCUCACAUAUUUCUGCCUUCUUGGUGGACAGUUUCCUGUUAUUAUGACACCAUUUCUCCAUAAGAGCAUUGUAUUUUCUUUAUUUUGACCCCUUUUUCCAAUACUCUGUUUUGGUGUGAGUCUGGAUUGGUGGAAAUAGCACAAGACUUAGAGGUUAAGCUUUAAAUGAAAAUCUCUAACCCAUAACUUACCAAACUGAUGAUGACCUGGGAUGAACCACUUGACCUCUCUUGGCCUCAUGACUUCUUCUUCAAUAAAUUUGCUUAAAUUAGUAUCUGACCUCCAAACCUCCCAAAUUUAUUAUAAGAAUCAAAUAAAAAAUCAUGUGAGAAAACAUUGGGCAAACCAUGUAAAUAUUUUUUCUUCCAGUCUUUUUUUGAUGAUUUUAUUUUAUUUUCAAAUUUGAAAAUAUCAUGAAUGUUCAGAUUAUUUCUGCAUUACAUUUUCAGUGUAGAAUAAUAAUUGUUACAAACAAAGGAUUAUGUCUAAAAUACAUGUAAGUUCUAGAACAUUAUAGCAUUAUGAGAGCUCCUAGAAAGACUACUUGAUUUAAGAAAUAGAAGUUACCAGUAACUUAUACCUACCCACAGGGUCCUCUGCCUCACAUUCACUCUCUCCUCCCCAAUGAAACUCUUUUCCUGAAUUUUGCAUUUGCCAUCCUAUUGCUUACAAAAACACUUUUAUCACGUUUUUACAUAAUCAGUAAAUAUACUGAUUCUGUUUUGUUUUAUUUUGAGCUUUCUGAAAAUAUCCUACUGGACAUAAUAUUCUUGGAUUUACUUCUUUUUCCACUCAGCAUUAUAUUUUUAAGCUUAUUUGGGUUGUUUCCAGGUUUGUUUGUUUGUUUGUUUUGCUAUUGAAAACAGUGCUAUUUUGAAUAUUGCCUUAUUUGUCUCCAGUUGCCAUGUUGAGGAGCUAUGGGCUAUACCUUGAAGUAGAAUUGCUGGGACUCCUGGGUGGCUCAGUCGGUUGAGCGUCCUGACUCUAGAUUUUGGCUCAGGUCAUGAUCCCAGGGUUCUGGGAUCAGGCC
This is a messenger RNA of Leopardus geoffroyi (Geoffroy's cat), 4031 nucleotides long. Its product is annotated as olfactory receptor 4D2-like. Lineage: Eukaryota; Metazoa; Chordata; Mammalia; Carnivora; Felidae. The record is from RefSeq and is a predicted model, not a curated record. The transcript is spliced from 2 exons. Gene Ontology annotation, molecular function: olfactory receptor activity; G protein-coupled receptor activity. Gene Ontology annotation, cellular component: membrane. Gene Ontology annotation, biological process: G protein-coupled receptor signaling pathway. Bases 1158 to 2093 code for a protein of 311 amino acids.